AUGCCUCAAAUCCUUGUUUUUCCCGUUUCAACAGUCGCCUUUCUGGCGGUCUUGGGAGGAGUCUCUGCUGCACCGACUGCCAGCUGCUCUGCGCAUGUAUCUGCUCCGACGGGCGCAACUUUCGCGUCAGGCUUUGAUAUCACAACUAGCUGGGGCAACCUCAGUCCAUACAAGGAUGCGCCCGGGUUCAAUGUAUCAAACGGCGUCCCCCGAGGCUGCGAGCUAUCCCAGGUGCACGUCCUGCACCGACAUGCCCAGCGGUACCCCGUUUCUUCCCUCCUAGAUGGCGGGGGCAUGGAAGCGUUUGCGCAAAAGGUGAAGAACUAUAGCAAACUGCACGACGGCAGAGUCGGCAAAGGGCCGCUGGAUUUCCUCAAUCAGUGGGAGUACAUGCUUGGCGAAGAUACCUUGCAGGUCACUGGUGCCGCCACAGAGGCGACCUCUGGGGCCAGUAUCUGGGCGAAAUACGGGAGGCUGCUUUAUCGCGCUGGGCCAGGAGUCGCCGCCUGGGAUUCCUCCCUGAAUGUAUAUCCCAACGGGACUGCAAGACCGAAACCGAUUUUCCGGACGACGUCGCAGGCUCGGAUCUUGGAAAGUGCUCGAUGGUGGCUGAGCGGCUUCUUUGGCAACACCGGUGCAAACAGCUCCUAUGCCGAGUACGACCUCGUCAUCAUCCCCGAGGGAGACGGUCUCAACAACACCCUCGCCUCGGACCACGCCUGUCCAGGGGAUAAGUCAGAAGGGACUACCUCCGCCAAGAAAUUCAUCCCCAGGUUCACGAAACCCGCCCUAUCCCGUCUAGCCCGCUUCCUUCCCCCAGACUUCAACCUCACCCCGUCCGACAUCACUUCCAUGAUGAACCUCUGCCCCUACGAAACCGCCGCCCUCGGCACCAUCUCCCCCUUCUGUACCCUCUUCACCGAGCAAGAAUGGCACGACUACGCCUACAACGUCGACCUUCAAUUCUACGGCAACUACGGCCUCGGUGCCCCCAGCGGCCGCGCCCAGGGGAUAGGCUACGUCCUCGAGCUCGCGUCCAGACUUGCGGGACGCCUUAUUCCCACCAGCGACACAAGCAUCAACUCUACCUACGACAACAACGCAGCGCAAUUCCCGCUGCACCAGCCCCUGUACAUGGACAUGUCACAUGACGAUGUCAUCGUUGCGGUCCUUGCGGCGCUGGGACUGGAGUAUUUCAAGUAUGGAGAGGAUGGCCUGCCAGACGAAAUUGAGCAUGCGCCCGAGCGGACAUUCAGGCUUAACGAGAUCGUGCCGUUCGGGGCGCGGCUCGUCUCGGAGGUGUGGACGUGUCCGGCGGGGCCGAAGAUGAGAUUCAAGGAGUUGGACGCGACGCUGUAUACGAAUCCGUCCGUGAGGGGUACGGACUAUAUCCGGUUUGUGUUGAAUGGGGCGCCGCUGCCGACACAGGGGUUGGUGGGCUGUGAGCGUGCGGAGAACGGGUUCUGUGCUCUGACGGAUUUUCUGGGGGGUGUGGCCAAGUUAAAGGAGAAGGCGAUGUAUCAGGUUGCUUGUUUUGGGAAUUAUACAACUGGGCAUCAAGUUGGGGAUGGACGGCCUGAAUAG
Aspergillus fumigatus Af293 is the source of this 1584-nucleotide messenger RNA. RefSeq names its product putative phytase. The record is from RefSeq and is a predicted model, not a curated record. Lineage: Eukaryota; Fungi; Ascomycota; Eurotiomycetes; Eurotiales; Aspergillaceae. The transcript has 3 exons. The coding region runs from base 1 to 1584 and encodes 527 amino acids. Gene Ontology annotation, molecular function: acid phosphatase activity.